AGAAAAGAUGUGAGGAGGACGAAAAAAUAGUGAAGAUUUGUUGGAAAGUUUACUUUUCUUAACAAUGGCAUCAAAUAUUCUAGCUGGUGAUCAACUGAACUUCACUCGUAUGGGAAUAGCUAGUGUGGACGAGAUCAAAGUAAUUUUAGCGGACAUUUUGAGGUGUGAGAUUAAACCAAAAGACUUGCCUAAAUCCAUAACAUCUAGCCCAGAAUUGAUGACCGGGAGACACAAACUGAGGCCAGAACAAAAGAGACUUUGUUGUCCGUCUCCUACUGCUGUACCUGACUAUAACAAAUUUGAUGUGUCUUUGUUAUAUACACUCAUACGAAACCUGUGUCCACAAUUAAAGCCAACUCAGGAUUGGGGUAAAACACCUUCAUUAACAGAUUUGCAAGUCGGAGAUGACAUCGAACGCCUCAGGGUGUUUAGAAACGAGAUGUUUGCACAUUUGGAUUCUUCCAGUGUAGAAGAUGUCGUUUUUACAGCAAAAUGGCAGAAUUUAGAACAGAUAUUCCAGAGGAUGCAAACGUUUCUUAAAAGAAAAGGAAUCUCAGUUGACUACGGAAAGAAACUGGCAACCAUAGAAAAGAGUGACUUUGGUUUCGAGGAUAUGGAAAAAUACAAAAUCAUUUUAGAAGGAAUUCUGCAUAUUGUAAAGGAGAAUGACGUUAAUGGUGGUCUUUCAAUAACAAUACAUGGAAACGAUGAAAUUUUCUUUGGCGAAAAGACCUACUUUGAAGCUGUAUUAGACAGAUGUUCACCCUCCAAUAACUGGCCAAUCAUGUGGGAGAAAAUACAGGGAAAUAUAACAGAACAACUCGACACAAGUAAAGAGAAGUAUAGGGGCAGUUCCAGUAGGUGUUUAGUGAUAUCAAACGUAUCAAAAGAAGACGAGGGAGAAUAUAGAGCCGUCAUUUCCCGAGAAAACAACGGGACACACAUGAAAAUCCCGAGCAAUUCCAAGCAAUUGACAGUGAAUGGAGAUUUACCAGCACUAACAAUGCCCAAGGAAGUUGAAGUUCCUUAUGGCUCAGUUGCUGUUUUUGAACCAGUCAUACAGGCAUGUCCACCGCCUGAGUGUGUAGAAUGGCAAAAGAGCAAAUAUAUGGAUCUGAACUCGGAAAAAUUUAAAAUAAUUGAUUUUACUAGCCCAAAAUAUUCUGGGAGCUCACUGGAUCCAACUGACUCAAAGUUAAUCAUAAAUGAUACGACAUUUGAAGACAGUCUUUUUUAUCGACUUGUAGUAAAAAACAGGGUUGGCAAAUCCAGUUGCAGUACAUUUCUCAACAUUGUGGGAACUCCACCAAAUGUGAUAAUGAACCAUGACACUGAUUUCCUUGAACAGAGCGUAACCUUCAUCUGCAAAGUUCUCUGUGAUAGCUCUCAUCCGUUGACAGGAUUAGUGUGGACUAAAGGAAACCAUGAAAUAGAUAUUUUAAGUAGUGAAGGAAAAUACACAGGAGGUGAAAUUGGCAACCCAUCACUUAAAAUCACCAACGUGAAUGCUUCUGAUGCUGGCAUAUAUCAAUGCAGUGCAUCCAAUUAUGUUGGAACAACGCAGAGCGAACAAGUGACUCUAGCCGAACCAAGUGUUAAACUGUUAAUGAGGGAAAAAGACGUAGAAAAUGGAGCUUUCAAGCUGCAAGCAGCCAUUAAAUCCAUUCCGGAUGCCUUUAAGGUAGAGUGGAAGGCAAAGAUGAAUCCGGAUGAUGAAUUCCGACCAAUAAAUUUACACGAAGAAUCCUAUAAAGGAACCACAACUACUCUACCUAAUCCGCUGCUGGUUGUCAAUGAAUACAGCUCAAAGAAUUUGGAAACAUAUAGAAUAGAAGUCACAAAUUUUCUUGGUAUCAAGGUUGUUACUAGUCAAGAGGUUCUGGAAGAAAAACGAUUAACAGAGGAAAAUGCAAAUGAAUGUUUGAAUGGUCUCAGUCUUGCAAUUUACAAGGACAAGGGAGCUAAGAUAAGAUUUAACAAUUUGCGACUAUCUUUGAUCAAAGGAAUAACAAAGUCAGAAAUGAGCAUUCUAAAGGACUCCUUAAAAGAGAUAGUUUCAGUGGAUAAGGAAACUCUCAACAGUUUGAACAGCAUCACAGAUCUUGUCAAUCUUCUGAAAUAUAAGAAGAUUUUUACGGAUCGAGAUGUGAUUACUAUGCAGUACCUAAUGAGGAUCAUUGAGAGACCAGAUCUAGAAAAGAAAUGUAUUGAUUACGCCACCAGUAGAAAGGAGAGAUUGUGUUAUUUUCAAGAGGAAAAACAUGCUGAUGGGUGUAAAAGAGUCAAAUUACAUGUGUUGGAUGACAUAGAAAACUUUACAGAAUUGGAUUUCUUGAUUGAAACCGUGGCGGCCAUCGUAGAAUGUGAUCCAAAAUAUAUAGAAGUCGUCAGCAUACUUCCGGAAACCAGUUUCUUUAUUGUCAUAGAGGUUGAAAGGAAACUGGCACAGCUUCUUUCAAGGAAAACACCAAAUGAAUUGAGAAUAUUAGCAGACUAUAAAAUUGACAAAAUUUACAUUGAUGGAGACUGUAUCGAGAUUACAGAACCAGGGAAUAAAGACUCUCUUUGUGGGUCCACAAAUAAAUCUAUUGCAAAUGAAAGAGACACAAGAGAUGCAGAGACUGAGGGUAGGUUUGAGAAAGAGAAGAAUUUAGGAGCCUUAAAUUCCUUUGGAACCCAGGUGCAACAUGUUUUGUCGGGACCCUGUGCAAACCUGUUUCGAAGAAUUCUUCGAAAACACAUUUUAGAAGAGGAUUUUAUAUCAAUGAUCCAACAUUCUAAAAUUCAACUGUUGCCUUUUCUAACUGAUGAACAAAAGCGUGUGCUGUAUCCAAUAAGUGGAUCGUUCUCUGGAAGCUACAAAAAAUUAGAUCUACCUCUUAUGUAUAUCUUAUUCCAACGGAUAUGUUUGAUCAAACCCCAUAAACGAGGCUGGGGUAGAUCACCAGAUUUAUCAGACACCUCAAUGGCAGCUAACAUUGAUAGGAUCAUGGAGAUUCACAGGGAUUAUUGUGGAAAUACUGUGGUUCUUCAACAAUCAGAUUUCGAUAGAAUCUUAAAGAGAAUUUUAGAACUUUUAAGAAAUAUUGAAGACGGUCUUGAAAGUUCAAGAACGGAAACCUAUGGGGAGAAAGAAGAUAAAAAGAAUAAUAAGGGUCUUUUAAAAAGAAAUGAAGAGGAGAGUCAUUUGGAUUCGUUAGGGUUUUUAAUUCAUUAUGAGUUAACUCGAGUGUACUUCGCGGUCGCAAAGAAAGAAGUGAGUUUAAUUUUUGAGAAUUCAUGA
This is a messenger RNA of Saccostrea echinata, 3283 nucleotides long. RefSeq lists its product as uncharacterized. The record is from RefSeq and is a predicted model, not a curated record. The coding region runs from base 65 to 3283 and encodes 1072 amino acids. Lineage: Eukaryota; Metazoa; Mollusca; Bivalvia; Ostreida; Ostreidae. Gene Ontology annotation, molecular function: protein binding. The transcript has 12 exons. Gene Ontology annotation, biological process: regulation of apoptotic process.